AUGUUUGUUGAUGAUUUCGAGAUUUCAACCCUCUCUCCAGUUGAAGACACUACUCCUUUAGCUCGUGAAUUCAAAAGCACAACUCCACUACCUAGACCCAACAUAUUCUAUACUCUCUUUCCAAAUCUCCAAAAGGAUCACAAAGAAAGUCGCUAUUGUCCUCUUAACAAAUACACCUUCCAAGUCACUUGUACUCCACAAAAGAAGCUUCGCUAUGAUUUGCAGGUGUUUUGUCAAGACUAUGCUGAUAUUUGCGGUGUGCCAAAUACCAACUUAUACCCCUCGCGAACUGGCAGAAACAAUAAUGACGGACGGCCAGAAGGUUAUGGUCAGAAGCAGAAAAACGGAAACUUCGGCCUUGGGACCAGCUUUGCCUUUGGAACGGGGAUGUUACCAGGGUUCUCUGUUGUUGGAUCUCAGGGAGCGGAUAUUGGAAAAGAAAAUAUGCCCUUCUUGAACCAAAUUGGAGGCAUCAUGAUGAACAACGGGGUUGAAAUCGGUGCUACCGGGAAAAAGAUUGGACAAGGACCGGGAAGAACGAUCGACGCUCUCGACCGGGGAUUCCCAACGGGCAAUGCUCUGUUCGGCCAAGGCGAUCCAACGGCGGCAGACCGAAGAGCGACGGGCGAAUUUUUGAGAUCGUUUGGUAUUCCAAAUGUUGCAGGACUAGGAAAAAUUCUCAAAGCUCUAAAUCCACCCCGACCGAAUCGUCUACCAUCAAGAGGCUUGGGAUAUGAGCCUGGUUACGGAGCGUUAGACAAGAAAGCGCCCCUUGCCUUUGGAAAAGUUGACCAUGACUCGGUUAAUCUCCCAGGAGGUCUUGGCGAUUUUGAAAUUAACAAAGGAACUGGAAUGGGCUUUGGAAAA
Molecule: messenger RNA, 867 nt
Organism: Mesorhabditis belari
Lineage: Eukaryota; Metazoa; Nematoda; Chromadorea; Rhabditida; Rhabditidae
Source: the annotation of a GenBank genome assembly